AUGGAUAAAAAAAUAAAGGCUGCUCAGCUGAAAAGGAGAAUAGCGGUCGAAAACAUAAGUGCCCUCGAACGGUUCCAAGCGCAGUUUUCGGGAGAUGACGCCAAGCAAAUCCCGGAGGCGUUAGAAGACUUGGAACGUCAUAAGGAAGGGUUCUUCGCCGCGGUGUCGAAGCUGGAAGAGCUCGACGACAGCAAUGAGGCGAUCGAAGCGUGUAUUAUGGAGCGGAUCAACAUCGAGGAGCGGUGUAGGAAGCUCAAAUCCUUCCUACGGGAUAACCUUCGACGGGAGGAAGGUGCACUAAAUGAUACAUCGGCUUUGGCUUCUUCGACGCUUGCGUUUGGUCGGCCAAACGCACCGCAUCUACGCCUUCCGAAGAUUGAGUUGCCAUCCUUCGAUGGCGACCAAACGAAAUGGCUAUCUUUUCGCGACCGCUUCAUCGCGAUGAUCGACGCUUCACCGGAGCUUCCUUCAAUUGCGAAGCUCGAGUAUUUGCUGUCGGCGUUAAAGGGGGAAGCUGCGCUUCCCUUUGAGCACACCCAAUUAACGGCGGACAAUUAUUCAGUGACUUGGGCGGCGCUACUCAUACGAUAUGAUAAUCCGCGUUUACUAGUGCGUGAAUACUAUCGCAAGCUGCACUAUCUUCCGGCAGUGCAAUCGGAGAGUGUAGAAAAGCUUACUUGCUUAGUGGACGAAUUCUCGCGAUAUGUGAACGGUUUUGUGAAGUUAAAUGAGCCGGUGGAUUCAUGGGACACGCCAUUAUCCAACAUGCUACUAAUGAAGUUGGAUCGUGCGACACUUUUAGCGUGGGAGAAACAUUCAGUGCACUUUCCAAAGGACCGCUACAAGGAAGUGAUCGCGUUUGUGCAAGACAGGAUACAAAUCCUGAAAUCAACGAACAACUUCACAAGUGAUACAAACGAUAGUGCGAGUAAGGUGGCCGGCACAUUUCGAUCUUCAGCGUCACGUAGAUCGAUUGCACAAGCGGCUUCUUCGCGAUCAUUUCCCCCUAGUGCUCCGACCCACAAGUGUCCUUUGCAGUGUGUCGACAGUCACCUUCUAAGGAGCUGUCCGGUGUUCACCGGUAAGGAUGUGAAUCAGCGUCGUGAAAUCGUGUCAUCCAAGCACCUGUGUUGGAAUUGUUUGAGUGAUUCCCACCAGGUGAAGGCUUGCAAAUCGGACUAUGCUUGCCGUACAUGUCGUCAGCGGCAUCAUACGCUGCUACAUGUUCCUGCAAGUUCAACGGUAGCGAUGACACUGCAAGACAAUGCUGGGAUGGUGUUUUUGGAAACGGCGCUACUUAACAUCGUGGACGAUUACGGUGUGAGGCAUGAAGCAAGGGCGCUGCUCGACUCGGGUUCUAUGUCGAACUUCAUCUCCGAGUCGCUGGCUCGGAAGAUGCUCGGAACACCUCGGAACAAGGUAAAGGUGUCGGUCACGAGCAUCGGAAACAACGUGCAACUAGUGAAAGGAUCGAUCUUUGCAUCCGUGGAAUCUAGGAGCCACGCGCAUGCUUCUCAGCUCGAGUUGCUCGUUGUUGACACCCCGUUCCUGCACAUUCCAACGGCGUCCAUUGACGCGUCGUCGUGGAAAAUUCCUGAUUUGCCACUUGCGGACCCGUCAUUUUAUGAGCCUGGCAAGAUCGACAUCAUCAUCGGAGGAGACACGUAUUGGGAGCUCCAUUCUGGCCGAAAACGUUCCCUCGGCAAGGGAAAACCGUGGCUUGUAGAGACCCCAUUCGGUUGGGUCGUUGCUGGCAACGUAUCACCAGGUGCAUCGCAUGAAUCGCGUUUGUGCCACCUAUCGACCAGCAGUUCAUCUUCCAUGGAUUCCAUAAUGGAGCGUUUCUGGGAAAUCGAAACGAUCAGCGAUGAUCCGGCAGUGUCAGCGGAAGAGGAUGCUUGCGAGAAACAUUUCGUGGCCACUACAACCAGAGAUGCUUCGGGCAGGUAUGUUGUUCGUUUACCGCAAAAUACUAAUCCUAGUAUCGUUUUAGGAGUGUCGAAGGCGAUCGCUGAUCGUCGGCUCCUAGCGGUGGAACGACGUUUAAGGUCCAACCCUACAAUGAAGGAAGAGUAUAGCAGUUUUAUGAAGGAGUACGAGCGUCUAGGCCACAUGAAAAGACUUACCGGUCCUGUUGAUGAUUCAUGUGAGCAUUACUACCUUCCUCAUCAUGCGGUAGUAAAAGAAACGAGCACAACCACUAAGGUCAGAGUAGUGUUUGAUGCAUCGUGCAAAUCAUCAUCUGGAUACUCGUUGAACGAUAAACUAUUGGUUGGACCCGUCAUUCAAGACGACCUUUUCACGAUAAUCGUUCGUUUUCGAUCACGCGCAAUCGCCUUGUCAGCCGAUGUCGAAAAAAUGUACCGCCAAAUUCGCCAUGAUGAAGACGAUCAUCGGUAUCUUCGCAUUCGGUACAGAGAAGAUCCGACUCAACCCAUUCAAACCUUCGAACUGCAAACGGUCACCUACGGCACCGCAUCCGCACCAUUUUUGGCGACUCGUACCCUGAAACAAAUUGCCUAUGACCAUCAGACGCUGUAUCCAAGGGCGGUCAACGCAGUCAUUCACGAUUUCUAUGUGGAUGACUUGCUAACGGGAACAGAAGAGGUGUUGGAUGCAAUCGAAAUGCGGAAACAAAUUUCUGAGAUGCUCAAUUCUGCUGGCUUCUCGUUAAAGAAGUGGGCAUCCAACAUGCCAGAAGCACUCAAAGGCGUUCCACCAGGCGAUUUGGCAAAUCAUUCCACACAUGAGUGGAAAGAUCCACAAUCCGUAUCAACCCUGGGACUCGUGUGGGAACCAGCAGUUGAUAUGCUUCGGUUCCGGAUCAAUCUACCGCCGGCUGUGACGGUAUUAACGAAGAGGCUAACUCUGUCAUAUAUUGCCAAAAUAUUUGACCCACUCGGUUUGCUGAGCCCCACCAUCGUCAUAGCCAAACUCUUUAUGCAGCAAUUGUGGUCCUUGAAGUCAAACGGGAAGACUUGGGACUGGGAUAGUGAGCUACCAUCACAUCUCCAACGGGAAUGGACGGCGUUUCAUUCGAAACUACACUCGCUUCGGGAAGUACGCAUUCCUCGAUUUGCAUCACUUCGAAACGCGACCAAUCUACAGCUACACGUGUUCGCGGAUGCAUCACAAGUAGCGUAUGGUGCUUGCUGCUACAUCCGGACAGAAGGUCCGUCAGGUUUUUCGGUGCAUAUAUUGGCAGCUAAGUCAAAGGUUGUGUCACUGGCAAACACCAACUCAAUCGCCAGACUUGAGCUUUGUGCGGCAAGAUUGGCAACUCAACUGUUCCGGAAGGUUAGUCAGUCCCUCAACGGUCCCUUUGAAACCUUUUGCUGGACUGAUUCCAUGACCGUAUUACAUUGGCUAAGGUCGUCACCGCGGCGCUGGAAGCCAUUCGUCGCCAAUAGGGUUGCACAAAUUCAAGCUGAAACACGGAUCAAGUGCUGGAAGCAUGUUCCAGGUGUAGACAACCCAGCAGACGAUGUGUCGCGAGGUCUGCUUCCAGACAAAUUGCGAUCAUGUCAUCGAUGGUGGCAUGGGCCAUAUUGGCUUAGUGGCAAGGAGGAAAUCUGGCCUGAUAGAGAACCUGCAAUAGAAGAAGAUGUAUCAACGGUUGAAGAACGAGUGGCUCAGAUACAAGUUACUGCGUUGGCAACCAGCAACGAGUUCAGCAGCAGUUUGUUUGCACGGUUCUCUUCUUACCUAAAACUACGUCGAACCACAGCGUAUUGUCUGCGUUACAUCCAGUGUUUGCGGUCAAGCAAAUCCUCAGAAAGGGCAUCAAACCUCUCACAGAUGCCAAUUCAGGAACUCAUUUCGUUAGUACCACCGCUGACAAAGGAUGAGUUGGAGCAAGCAGAGUUUCGGUUAUGCCACCUAGCUCAGCAGGAUUCGUUCUCGGAGGAUAUUACCGAGUUGGCAAACGGUCGAGAGUUGCCACGCAGUUCCAGGCUAAAGUGGUUAUCGCCAUUCAUCGAUUCGAUGGGAAUUUUACGUGUUGGGGGCCGGCUACGCCACGCACAAUUGGAAGAUUCGUCGAAGCAUCCGAUCCUGCUCUCUUCCAAACAUCAGUUAGCGGUAUUAGUGGCAGUGGCAUACCAUCAUAAGUAUCUGCAUGCUGGUCCGGAAUUGUUAUUAUCCACGCUUCGUCAGCGAUUCUGGAUCAUUGGUGGACGCAAUUUGGCCAAGGCUGUUUUCCAUCGGUGUCACCAGUGCUUCAAGGCCAAACCAACACUGGUGAAACAAUCCGUUGCUGACCUACCGGCGUCCAGGGUUUCACCGACAAGGCCCUUUUUGGUGAGUGGCAUCGACUACUGUGGGCCGAUUUACCUGAAGUCGACCGUACGCAACCGUAGUCCCACAAAGGCAUACAUCGCUAUCUUUGUGUGCUUUUCGACCAGGGCAGUUCACAUCGAACUAGUAAGCGAUCUCACUACCGCAGCUUUCUUGGCAGCACUACGGCGUUUCGUGGCUCGUAGGGGAAAAAUAGCUGAACUGCAUUCAGAUAACGCCACCACAUUUAAGGGAGCUGCACACGAACUUCAUCGCAUCUAUCAGAUGCUUAAGUGCAGCGAUCGCGAACGCAACGAGAUCUUCAACUGGUGUGCCAAUGAUGAAAUUCAGUGGAAGUUCAUCCCACCUCGGGCACCACACUUUGGAGGGCUGUGGGAGGCAGCGGUACGGUCCGCAAAACAGCAUAUUGUUCGCACUUUAGGAGGUACAAGCCUCACUCAGGAGGGAAUGAUCACUUUGUUGGCUCAGGUAGAGCAAUGUUUAAACUCCAGGCCGUUAGUUCCACUAUCAAGUGAGCCAUCCGAUAUGGAACCACUUACACCGGGUCAUUUUCUCACAGGAUCGAAUAUGUUAGCUUUGCCACAGUUGGAUAGGAGCCAGGUGCCUUCGAAUAGGUUGAAGGAAUUUGAUCUUGUUCAAAAACAACUGCAAAACAUAUGGUCACGUUGGUAUCCGGAGUACCUUCAACAAAUUCAGGCUCGUGCAAAGAAAUAUUCGGUUGAACCAGUGUCGCUAGAAGAAGGCCAAGUAGUAAUCAUAAAGGAAGACAAUGUACCACCUACCUUGUGGCCAAUAGGAAAAAUCGUUGCAACCCACCCAGGAAAGGACGGUGUUGUAAGAGUUGUGACACUACGUACAGCCGCAGGGAAAGAAAUAGUUCGGGCCACAGCAAGAAUAGCGAUUCUUCCAAACACGUUAACCGAUUAAUAACAACGAUAAUAACACGCGGUGCAAAUGUCAACACACACAGUAACAGGUCAAGAUAAAUAGUACAAGGCACAUCACAAACGCAAGUGUGUACAAUACCAGUUAUUUAUUGGCUAAAGAAGUUCCUUCUUUGGUGGCCGGGAAUGUCGAAAAUACAGUAAGAAUUUCAUGCAAUAUUUACAAGAAUUAGUUACAGGAAAUCAUUAGGAUUAAUUGCAUGAAAUAUUUCACGGACGAACUGUAAGGGGAUUAGUUAAUUGGACUUGUCAUCUAGGGCUGGAAAUGAACUUUAGGAUUAAGCAAAAUGAACACUGCACGAAUGAACUUGACAGACGAAUAAACAGUUGCAAUCAGAACGGCGCGAAGUCUACCACGGAAAUUUCUUCGGAAAGAAAUUUAGAACUUUGUAAUUUUUCACGUCCCAGUUUCAGUGAGAUUUUCU
This is a messenger RNA of Anopheles funestus (African malaria mosquito), 5665 nucleotides long. RefSeq lists its product as uncharacterized. The transcript has a single exon. The coding region runs from base 1 to 5223 and encodes 1740 amino acids. Gene Ontology annotation, molecular function: nucleic acid binding. The record is from RefSeq and is a predicted model, not a curated record. Lineage: Eukaryota; Metazoa; Arthropoda; Insecta; Diptera; Culicidae. Gene Ontology annotation, biological process: DNA integration.